UUCAGUGUCUUCUAUGCCCCAUCUUCAAAGCUGUACUUUCACUGCUCAUUAUCCAGUCCACAUUUCUGCACUCAGAGCGCACCACCAUGCAUGUUCUACAAUGUUCUCUUCUUCUGCUUCUCACCUUGUUUCAAGCAACAGCUUGCUCAGGCAGUUACAUCAUAGGAGGCCGAGAGGUCAAAAAACCUAAACCAUGGAUGGUCUCGGUCCAGGUCGGGAGUUAUCACGUCUGUGGAGGAACUCUUAUUCAGCAGCAGUGGGUUCUGACAGCUGCACACUGCAAAUUUGUUCCCAAAUCUAAACCAACGACAGUGCUUGUAGGUGCUCACUCUCUGACAAAGGACAAAAAUGUUGAGCGAGUCAAAAUCCUGAGCUUUCACAUCCCUGAAACGUACAGUAAUAAAACUAAGGUUGAUGACAUCAUGCUGCUGAAGCUCCAAAACAAAGUCCAGCUUAGGAAAAACAAAGUGGAAGUGAAGACGAUUCCCAAGUCGAGCACAGACGUCCCAGCAGGGACAAAAUGUGAAGUGAGAGGGUGGGGAACCACUCAGGUAGAACAGCCUAAAUACAGCGACACCCUGCAAGAGGUGGAGGUGACGGUGGUGGACAGGGAACUGUGUAACUGCUUCUACAACCGCAACCCUGUCAUCACUAAUGACAUGCUGUGUGCAGGAAAUAAGCAGGGGAAGAAAGAUGCAUGCUGGGGGGAUUCUGGCGGACCUCUGGAGUGUAAGAAAAGCAUUGUUGGUUUGGUGUCAGGAGGAAAUAGCUGUGGCAAUCCCAACAAACCUGGUGUCUACACUCUUCUCUCCAAGAAACACAUUUCCUGGAUUAACAAGACACUUAAAGAGCAAUCGAACAGCACAGAGGUUUAGAAACAUAACAUUUAUCAAUGCUUGCAGUAUAUAUGGUGUCAUAUACAGUAUCAAUUGGCAUAUACACCAUGUAAUAUUUACUUGCUCUUUGGCUUUCUUUUAUCUUUUACUUCACGCAUGAACAGUACAGCAAAACAAAGAAAGAAAGAAAGAAAGAAAAAAGCAAUGGUCACUUAACUAUAAAUGUACUCGAUCAGCCAAGACAUGUUUGGGGUCUUGAAAGCUGCGUCUUAUUUUUGAAGAAAUAUGGAGCUAUGGUUGUUUUUGUCAGUGACUUUGUCCUUUUGUCCAUGUUUUUUUAGCGUGUCUUACAGAGUCAGAAACCACAUUAGCAAGUCUUCUUGAGACUCUUUACAACUCCUUACAACAAAGCUGAUUGUGGUGACACACACUGUGGGAUGAUUUGCACACAUACAUUUAAUACACCAUGCUAAACUGGUGGCCAUAAAUUUCUAUUACUUGCUAGCAACAUUAGCCUCAUUCCCAUUAAAAACUAAAGAAGCAAUCUUUAGACAUGUUUUUGCUGAAACAAGGGAUUCAUUGGUAAUUCUGAGCAAUACUGGAAAAAGUCAGAUAAACAAGAUACUGUAAGUAAGGAAUAAAACACUGUGUGUGGUGCUGUUACAGGAAAAUAAUCACUGUAAUGGUUUUGUUACCACGCCAAAGAAACAGCACGUCCCCAAGUGUUUUAGUCCACUUGUAACACAGCAAUUUGCCAAUGAGCUUAAUUAUUUAUUUUUUAAAGAACAUCACAUCAUACUUUUAAUCCAUUUAUAGUUACAUUUAAUGUUGUGGAAUGUCUGUGAAACAAGUUAGUCAUUCUCUCACCAGCCUCUUGUUUUUCUCCCUGUUGAAGUUAAUAAAAUAAAUUAAAAAAAAGAAAAAAAACCCAAUGAAACUUGUCAUGUUGCUAAGAAACUGCAAAGCGUAAAUUCCUCUGUCAUGCAGACUUUCCCAUGUCAGAAAACUUAGUUACGGCUUUAUCUUUGACUGUUACAAAGCGUUGACACUGGAGAUUCAUUCCACAAAUAUUAAAUAAAUGUGUAAAGUUUGUGUAAAAACAGUGUAAUUGUAAAAAUAAAAGUUUGUCCUUGCAGAAAACUUCACUAUAUGAAUGAUUACACACGUUGCCAUACAAGUCGCUGUGCAUGAGCUGUUACUAUAGAAACAAUAAAUAAAUAAAUAAAUAUGUGAGUUGCAGCUAUA
Messenger RNA from Pangasianodon hypophthalmus (striped catfish), 2081 nucleotides. RefSeq names its product granzyme K. Lineage: Eukaryota; Metazoa; Chordata; Actinopteri; Siluriformes; Pangasiidae. Gene Ontology annotation, molecular function: serine-type endopeptidase activity. Gene Ontology annotation, biological process: proteolysis. Bases 87 to 875 code for a protein of 262 amino acids. The transcript has 5 exons. The record is from RefSeq and is a predicted model, not a curated record.